AAUUUUUGAACUUGGAAGCUAGUGAUUCAGAUUCUGAGGAUGAAGAUUAGUCUGAUCAGGGUUAUGAGCCAUCUGAUAUGGAGCUUGAAUCUGAGUCAGAGGAUGAUGACUCUGAUAGUGCAUCACUGGUUGAAUCUGAGGAUGAAGAGGAAGAAGAUUCUGAGGAAGACUCAGAAGAAGAGAAGGGGAAAACAUGGGAGGGGUUGGAGAGGGAAGCAAGCAAUGCAGACAGGGAGAAAGGGAAUGAAUCAGAUAGUGAGGAGGAUAGGAGGAGAAAGAAAAUGAAGGCCUUUGGGAAAUCUCGAGCUCCUCCUAGUAGUGCUAUUCCCAAACCUUCUAAGCUCCGAUAGAUGUGAUAGUAUUCCUUUUAA
Molecule: messenger RNA, 371 nt
Organism: Hibiscus syriacus
Lineage: Eukaryota; Viridiplantae; Streptophyta; Magnoliopsida; Malvales; Malvaceae
Product: FACT complex subunit SPT16-like
Exons: 1
Coding region: 78-350 (90 amino acids)
Biological process (GO): transcription elongation by RNA polymerase II; positive regulation of transcription elongation by RNA polymerase II
Cellular component (GO): FACT complex
Molecular function (GO): nucleosome binding
Source: RefSeq, a predicted model, not a curated record